UUUAGCUGGACCAAAUUCCCUUAUGACUACUUUGUAUGUAGGGCAUCUGCAUCAAUAUGUUACCGAAGAUAUGUUGUUUGGGAAAUUUUCAACUGCAGGUCCAGUCCUUACUAUCCGUGUCUGUAGAGAUGAGAUCACAAGACGUUCGCUUGGUUAUGCAUAUGUAAACUUUCAGCAGCAAGAAGAUGCUGCGAAAGCUCUCGAUGUAAUGAACUUUGACACUAUAAACGGUCAACCAAUAAGAAUCAUGUGGUCACAAAGAGAUCCAUUUCUCAGAAAAUCUGGUGUUAGCAACGUAUUUAUCAGAAAUCUUGACAAAAACAUUGACAAUAAGGCAUUAUACGAUACCUUCUCUGCCUUUGGACAUAUUUUAUCCUGUAAGAUUGUCUGUGACAAGCAUGGAUCCCGUGGAUAUGGAUUUGUACAUUUUGAAAAUGUAGACGCAGCCAGAAAUGCUAUUAAAAAAAAGAAUGGGAUGCUGUUGAAUGGAAAGAAAGUGUUUGUAGGACGAUUCCCGAAUAGACGGGAACGUCUUGAAAUUCGUGGAGAUAAGAUGAAGAAAUUUAAUAACGUUUAUGUAAAGAAUUUUAGGGAUGAUAUGUCUGAGGAUGAACUGAAAGAUAUAUUUGAACCAUUCGGGAAACUUAUAAAUGUUAAGAUCAUGUCUGAUAUUGACGGUAAAAGUCGUGGAUUUGGAUUUGUAAGUUAUGAAGAACCAGAGGCAGCAGAAAAGGCUGUUGAAGAUUUGAACGGUUUAACCAUCCAUGAAAGGACUUUGUUUGCUGGCAGAGCCCAAAAAAGGGCUGAGAGACAAGCUGAACUUAAGGCCAAAUUUGAGAGAAUCCGAAUGGAUAGAAUUAAUCGAUACCAAGGAGUAAACCUGUAUGUAAAGUAUUUAGAUGACAACAUUGACGAUGAACGACUAAGGAAGGAAUUUUCUCAGUUUGGAACCAUCACAAGUACUAAGGUUAAAAGAACAGAAGGUGGAAGAUCCAAAGGAUUUGGUUUUGUGUGUUUUAGUUCUCCAGAGGAAGCCACUAAGGCUGUCAGAGAAAUGCACGGAAGAAUCGUUGGGGAACGAUCAAUUUAUGUGACUCUAGCACAACAAAAAGAAGACAGGAAAGCUUAUUUAGCAUCAAAAUAUAUGCAGCGUAAUGCUAGUAUGAGAAUGCAGGGACAGCCUGCUGCCGGUAUGGUGUGUCAGAUGUUCCCAUCAGCUGGACCUGAGUAUAUCCUUCCUACCAUGACACAGGGACAGAGAAAUUUCUAUGCCCCAACACAUGUGCCACAGAUGAGGGCAAGUCCAAGAUGGCCAACACAGCUAAGACAGCCCACACCAGCUAGUGGAUUCCAGAAUAUGCCUGGACAACAGAUUAGACCUGGCAAUCCUGCUGUCGUUAGAGGAAGACAACCUGGUCAAAGCAACAUCCGUGGCGGAAUGAAUGCUCGUCCAAUCACAGGACAGUCUGGCACUGGACAACCAUCUCGCAUGCUACAGUCUGUACCAGGCAGAGGACGAGUGCCUCCCCCAUCCGGAGUACUCAACCCAGCCAGUAGGUAUUCAGCUAUACAGAUGAGAAACCAACCUAAAGCUGGAAGACAGCAAAACAUGGUUAUGCCACAGCCUCAAACCCAAGGAGGAGUGAUUCAAGUUCAAGGUCAGGAGCCUCUAUCCUCUACCAUGUUAGCUGAUGCCCCUCAACAGGAACAACAGCAGAUGUUAGGAGAACGUCUGUUCCCUCUGAUCCAAAGUAUGUACCCAGAUCUGGCUGGAAAGAUCACUGGAAUGUUACUGGAAAUAGACAACUCUGAAUUUUUACAAAUGUUGGAAUCCAAGGAGUCACUAGAGGCUAAGGUAAAUGAAGCCGUUGCUGUACUGCAAGCCCAUCAAGCCAAAGAAACUACACCUGCCAAUGAAGCGGCAAACUAAAUAGGGUACCAUGGAAAACAAAAUAGAGUAGAUCAUAAGGGCAGAUGAUUGGACAGAUUUUCUAGUUACCAUGACUACAAGCAUUUAUAAACUGUAUUGUCAGAGCUUUUGUUUAGAUAUGUUUGCCCACUUGUUUAUUAUUAUUGUACAUUUAUCAUGAAGUUAUAUAAUUUGGAUUGUUUUUUAUUCCAAAAUUUGUUAGAAAUAACCAUUACAUCUCACUUUAUACAAUUGGUUUGAAGCUCUUGUCAGCAUUUCAUGGCUUAUUUCAGAAUUCAUGUAAUAUUUGAAAAAGUAUUAUUUGAAAAUCUGUUAUUUUACACAUUUUUAACCAAUCACAACAAUAUAUGAAAUAUUUGAAAUGAGGCACACUAUCUUGAAAAUGAGACGAAGUGUUGUAACAGCAAAACAAAUAAGUCAAGGAAGAAUAUUGUCCUGAAUGGAACAAAUGUUCAAUGUACAAAACUAUUUCCUUUAUAAGUCAAAAUAGUACGGUAAAUAAUUUAAAUGUACAGCAACACACUUCUUGACCACUUUUGUAUACACAUAUUAGGAGUGUAUAUGGUUUACAUUGUUCAUGUAACAUUACAUUUAUAUCAACAUUUCAUAGCUGUUGAUGUGUUCCAUUAACUUUAUUUAACCAGUUUAAGUUUUUAUAUAUUUCAGACAAUUGAGGAAAAUUUCACAAUUUAAACUACUUUAUUUAUCAAAGAUUAGUGAAAUUACUUAUUUCUUGAGAAAACGGUUUCAAAUUAUUAUCUAAAUAAGGAUUCAAAACAUUCAGUGUAACCGGUUAGCGAGUGAAAAUCUUGUUUUAAUUAUCUCCAUUGGUAAACCUCUUUUAAAAGGUUCCAUCUUGUAAUGAAAAUUAUGAAAAAUAUUGUAAAAAAAGAGAACAAAAUAUGAAUUGAGAAAAACUGCUCAUUAUAUACUGGAUUUUUUAAACAGGUAAGUAUGUAAACAAAUUAUUAUUAAAUUUAUCCUGAAUUGUUGGAAUUAAUAUGAAAAUAUACAGCUACAUUGUGUGGUGAAGCUGUUAAAUAAAAAAUGUAAUAUAUUAUGUUAAAAAAAAAACCA
Messenger RNA from Mytilus californianus (California mussel), 3007 nucleotides. Its product is annotated as polyadenylate-binding protein 4-like. Gene Ontology annotation, cellular component: cytosol; ribonucleoprotein complex; nucleus. NCBI's taxonomy places the organism in Eukaryota, Metazoa, Mollusca, Bivalvia, Mytilida, Mytilidae. The transcript is spliced from 11 exons. Bases 23 to 1930 code for a protein of 635 amino acids. The record is from RefSeq and is a predicted model, not a curated record. Gene Ontology annotation, molecular function: poly(A) binding; mRNA 3'-UTR binding; poly(U) RNA binding.